CGCCGGCGCUGCACGGGAGUCAGCCUGCCGCCGCCGCCGCCGCCGCCUGCUUUGUGCUUCCCACAGAAGAUGGGAGCGACCUCUUCCUGAUCGGGAGCUGUUUAAAAGAAGGGAGUGCUCCGUGUUUCCUACUAGCGUGGAGGAACGGAGAAGAAUCCAUUCACACUCCCCAAACCAGGUUGUGACAGUUGGAAGUGUCGUGUACAACAUGCUGCGAUUAAGUCUUUCACCCACCUUUUCAAUGGGAUUACAUCUGUUAGUUGUCCUGGCUCUCUUAUUUUCCCAUGUGGACCACGUAAUUGCGGAGACAGAUAUGGAAGGAGAAGGAAAUGAAACUGGUGAAUGUACUGGCUCAUAUUACUGUAAGAAAGGGGUGAUUUUGCCCAUCUGGGAGCCCCAAGACCCUUCUUUUGGGGACAAAAUUGCUAGAGCUACUGUGUAUUUUGUGGCCAUGGUCUACAUGUUUCUUGGAGUCUCUAUCAUAGCUGAUCGGUUCAUGUCCUCUAUAGAAGUCAUCACAUCUCAAGAAAAAGAAAUAACCAUAAAGAAACCCAAUGGAGAGACCACCAAGACAACUGUGAGGAUCUGGAACGAGACCGUUUCCAACCUGACCUUGAUGGCCCUGGGUUCUUCUGCUCCUGAGAUUCUCCUUUCAGUAAUUGAAGUGUGCGGCCAUAACUUCACUGCAGGAGACCUCGGUCCUAGCACCAUCGUGGGAAGUGCUGCGUUCAAUAUGUUCAUCAUUAUUGCACUCUGUGUUUACGUGGUCCCUGACGGAGAGACAAGGAAGAUUAAGCAUUUGCGUGUGUUCUUCGUGACGGCAGCCUGGAGCAUCUUUGCCUACACCUGGCUUUACAUUAUUUUGUCUGUCAUCUCUCCUGGCGUUGUGGAGGUCUGGGAAGGUUUGCUUACUUUCUUCUUCUUUCCCAUCUGUGUUGUGUUUGCUUGGGUAGCAGAUAGGAGACUUCUCUUUUAUAAGUAUGUCUACAAGAGGUAUCGAGCUGGCAAGCAAAGGGGCAUGAUUAUUGAACACGAAGGAGACAGGCCAUCUUCCAAGACUGAAAUUGAAAUGGAUGGGAAAGUGGUCAAUUCUCAUGUUGACAGUUUCUUAGAUGGUGCUCUGGUUCUGGAGGUGGAUGAGAGGGACCAAGAUGAUGAAGAAGCUAGGCGAGAAAUGGCUAGGAUUCUGAAGGAACUUAAGCAGAAACAUCCAGAGAAAGAAAUAGAGCAAUUAAUAGAAUUAGCUAACUACCAAGUCCUAAGUCAGCAGCAAAAAAGUAGAGCCUUUUACCGCAUUCAAGCUACCCGCCUGAUGACAGGAGCUGGCAACAUUUUAAAACGGCAUGCAGCUGACCAAGCAAGGAAGGCUGUCAGCAUGCAUGAGGUCAACACUGAAGUGGCUGAAAACGACCCUGUUAGUAAGAUCUUCUUUGAACAAGGGACAUAUCAGUGCCUGGAGAACUGUGGUACUGUGGCCCUUACUAUUAUCCGCAGAGGUGGUGAUUUGACCAACACUGUGUUUGUGGACUUCAGAACGGAGGAUGGCACAGCAAAUGCUGGGUCUGAUUAUGAAUUUACUGAAGGAACUGUGGUGUUUAAGCCUGGUGAGAUGCAGAAGGAAAUUAGAGUGGGUAUCAUUGAUGAUGAUAUCUUUGAGGAGGAUGAAAAUUUCCUUGUGCAUCUCAGCAAUGUCAAAGUAUCUUCCGAAGCUUCAGAAGAUGGCAUACUGGAAGCCAAUCAUGUUUCUACACUUGCUUGCCUCGGUUCUCCCUCCACUGCCACUGUAACUAUUUUUGAUGAUGACCACGCAGGCAUUUUUACUUUUGAGGAACCUGUGACUCACGUGAGUGAGAGCAUUGGCAUCAUGGAGGUGAAAGUAUUGAGAACAUCUGGAGCUCGAGGAAAUGUUAUUGUUCCAUAUAAAACCAUUGAAGGAACUGCCAGAGGUGGAGGCGAGGAUUUUGAAGACACCUGUGGAGAGCUCGAAUUCCAGAAUGAUGAAAUUGUCAAAACAAUAUCAGUCAAGGUAAUUGAUGAUGAGGAGUAUGAGAAAAACAAGACCUUCUUCCUUGAGAUUGGAGAGCCCCGCCUGGUGGAGAUGAGUGAGAAGAAAGCCCUGUUAUUGAAUGAGCUUGGUGGCUUCACAAUAACAGGAAAAUACCUGUAUGGCCAACCUGUCUUCAGGAAGGUUCAUGCUAGAGAACAUCCGAUUCCCUCUACUGUAAUCACCAUUGCAGAUGAAUACGAUGACAAGCAGCCACUGACCAGCAAAGAGGAAGAGGAAAGGCGCAUUGCAGAAAUGGGGCGUCCCAUCCUGGGAGAGCACACCAAGUUGGAAGUGAUCAUUGAAGAAUCCUAUGAAUUCAAGAGUACUGUGGACAAACUCAUUAAGAAGACAAACCUGGCCCUUGUGGUUGGGACAAACAGCUGGAGAGAACAGUUCAUUGAAGCUAUCACUGUCAGUGCUGGGGAAGAUGAUGAUGAUGAUGAAUGUGGGGAAGAAAAGCUGCCCUCCUGUUUUGAUUAUGUGAUGCACUUUCUGACUGUGUUCUGGAAGGUCCUCUUUGCCUUCGUUCCUCCUACUGAAUACUGGAAUGGCUGGGCGUGUUUCAUUGUCUCCAUCCUCAUGAUUGGCCUACUGACAGCUUUCAUCGGAGACCUGGCUUCCCAUUUCGGCUGCACCAUUGGCCUGAAAGAUUCUGUGACUGCAGUUGUGUUCGUCGCACUUGGGACAUCAGUGCCAGACACAUUUGCCAGCAAAGUGGCAGCCACACAGGACCAGUAUGCAGACGCCUCCAUAGGUAACGUCACGGGCAGCAACGCGGUGAACGUCUUCCUGGGAAUCGGUGUGGCCUGGUCCAUCGCUGCCAUCUACCACGCAGCCAAUGGGGAACAGUUCAAAGUGUCCCCUGGCACGCUAGCUUUCUCUGUCACUCUCUUCACCAUCUUUGCUUUCAUCAAUGUGGGGGUGCUGCUGUAUCGGCGGAGGCCAGAAAUCGGAGGUGAGCUGGGUGGGCCCCGGACUGCCAAGCUCCUCACAUCCUGCCUCUUUGUGCUCCUAUGGCUCUUGUACAUUUUCUUCUCCUCCCUGGAGGCCUACUGCCACAUAAAAGGCUUCUAAAGGAACUAUCAGAUAUAGUAAAUUUAUAUAUAUAUAUAUAUAUAUAUACACAUAUAUAUAUACAUAAAAAAUUAUGUAUAACGAACAGAGGAAACUGACAUUUGUCAUGUUCACUUACCUGCUGAUGGAAUCCAGCUUCAAGAGCAUAACUCUCUGUACUAGGGCCGAAGUCAAAAACGAUCACCUCCCACUCCCAGGGGCAUCAUCAUGUUGAACAAGGCACGGAGGCAGGGCCAUCUUUGCAGCUCAGUCUAGAAGGGCUGCACUCUUUCCAGGUUCAUAAAUCCUUAAGGCUUUGAUUUGUUUUCUUGAUUUUGAUUUUGUUUUCAGAGGGGCUGGGGAGGUAGUUGAUGUUUGGCUUUGUUUUUGUUAUUUUGUUGUGUUUUGUUUUGUUGGGAGGGUCAGGGUUGUUGCUUUUCUUUGUGGGAAGUGAAACCAUCCAAAUGUAAAUGGGUUUUUGGUCAAAAUCUAAAUCACUGAGAUUCCCCCUCACCUUCCCCAACCACUUUAAAAAUUAUUUUGGAUUAAGAAAAAAUUGGGGCAUGGAAGAAGAAAGAAGCAUGUCUUCAUUGUAUUACCAAAGUUCAUGCUUAUCUCCAGAAUGUGAGCAGAGGUGAAGCUGCCUCCAAGAAGAAGCAUGAGAGUGGAAUGGAGCCAGGAAAUCUGAUGUUUUUAGAUGUAGUCUGACAUUUAAGGAUGUGAUGCCUGGCACUCUUGUUUAACAGGUACAAGGAAAACGUGCCUAGAUUCCCAGGAACAUGCAAAAUGCUUUCUUUCUCAUCUGUUUAGCUCUGGACCAUGAUAAGCAAGGCCCUUCUUCUGGCAUCCAGCCCAGCUAAACCCCCAGGUGCCCCCUCCCCGCCCUGUUCCUCCUGUCCACCUGCCAUCCCCUAUGCAUACAGGAACAAUAACCCCAUUCAAAAACCACAUCAUCCUUUUCCAUUUGCAUUAAUACAUGUCCCCGUCCCAUGUUGAUGUUGCUUGGGAUUGUCUGUCAGUUUUAUUUUCAAAGGCAUCCAUGGCUUGCACCAUCCCGUUCCAGUCAUGACUGAACAUUUGCUCCUUCUACAUGUGCCUGUUUGGAAAUGUUGUUGUGAUAACUGUUACACAGUGCAUGGAUGAAAAACAAAUAAAACAAAGCGUAUCUGUAUAUA
Molecule: messenger RNA, 4275 nt
Organism: Sapajus apella (tufted capuchin)
Lineage: Eukaryota; Metazoa; Chordata; Mammalia; Primates; Cebidae
Gene: SLC8A1
Product: solute carrier family 8 member A1
Exons: 11
Coding region: 209-3121 (970 amino acids)
Biological process (GO): cell communication; sodium ion transmembrane transport; calcium ion import across plasma membrane
Cellular component (GO): axon; sarcolemma; postsynapse
Molecular function (GO): calcium:sodium antiporter activity
Source: RefSeq, a predicted model, not a curated record